This is a messenger RNA of Chenopodium quinoa (quinoa), 5532 nucleotides long. Its product is annotated as DNA replication ATP-dependent helicase/nuclease DNA2-like. Gene Ontology annotation, cellular component: cytoplasm. Bases 183 to 4448 code for a protein of 1421 amino acids. The transcript has 34 exons. The record is from RefSeq and is a predicted model, not a curated record. Gene Ontology annotation, biological process: replication fork reversal. Gene Ontology annotation, molecular function: 5'-flap endonuclease activity; single-stranded DNA helicase activity. NCBI's taxonomy places the organism in Eukaryota, Viridiplantae, Streptophyta, Magnoliopsida, Caryophyllales, Amaranthaceae.
AAAAAAAAAAAAAAAAAAAAAAAAACUGGAAAACCGAAAAUUCAAAACAUAAAAAAACACCCAGCAUCCCGCGCAAACCAUCAUCUCUCUCCUCAGUAACUAAACUGGUAUUCACUGUUCUGACCGCCAUAGCCGACAUUAGAGAGAGAAACAUAGAUUUUUAGAGAGAGAAACAUAGAAGCAUGCCACCAAGGAAGAAAUCAAACGCUUCAUCUUCUUCAGCAUCCAAAAAAACCACUCAAAACACCAACUCUCAGCCUGCUAAGUAUGGUAUACAACACUUCUUUGGCCGUCUUUCUCAAAACCCUAGUAAGAGUAAAUCUACUGAAUCCCCUCAAAACCCCAAACCCAGUUCAAAUUCCCAGAUUUCGGAACCACCCAAUGGAUCGAAAAUUGGAAAUGGGUCGAAUUCGGGUUCAAUUGGGGGAGUUAAAAAUGGGGUUGUACCGAAAAUUAAGGUUCAGAAGGAUGUAAAGGAAGUGGGUUUAGCUGCUUCUGAUCAAAACCCGAAAAAUGGGUCGGAAUUGAAAAGGGAUGGAAGUGAAGUUUCUGAGAAAAUUAGGGUUUCUAAGAAUUUGGGUUUAUCUUCUGUUGAUGAUCAAAACCCUAAAAAUGGGUUGAAAUUGGGAUCUGAUAAUACUCCGCCUGAAAAUUUGUUGGUGGAUUUGACUAAUUCGGAUGAUGCUUUCGAGGUUUCGCCGGAAGUUGCAAAGUCCAUGCCCAGAAAACGUUUCAAGUUUUCUCCUGGAAUGUUAAUAAAGCAAAGUCAGGAUGAUAGGGAGGAGGUAACAUGGAAGAUUUCCCCUGUGAAUGAGCGCCUUCAAGCCAUUUCUAAGCUUGCUCCUGAUGUGGUGAAAGCUUUAGCUGAGGCUUCAAGGCUCAAUUCUUGCUCCUUCCAGCAGUUGUCCGAUAAUGAUAAUCAGCACUGUAAGGAGGGAAAGGUUUAUGAAGAACAUGUCAUGCCUAGAACUGAGACACUUGGAAAAUCAACCUCUGUAUCAAAUGGUACUGUGUGUAACAGGGCAAGUAAUGGUCAUGCUACAAACAUGAAUGGCCAACAUGGCAAUGCGGCAGAAUUGAAUAAUUCAGAUGCUAUUUGUUCUCAGAGUCCUUUUAGAACUCCACCUUCCUUAUCAUAUCGACAUGAUAAGCCAACUGAAAAUGCUGCAAAUAAAGACAGUCUAAGAGAAUGGGCAGGACUACGGCAUCACAAAAAGGCCCUGCUUGAACUUCUAGAUCAAGUAGAGAAUGCAAUUUCAGUCGAAGGGUCAGUUUUGGUUGAACAUCAAAUACAUGUUUCUGGUGUUUGCAAUAAAAUUAGUGACGAGAGACCUGCAGAGGAUAAUUUUACUGUGAAUAAAGUGGCAAUAAAGCCACAAGAGGAGGCUAAUUUGCAACCUUCUGAUCCAUAUUUUCUUGUUUUAGAGGUCAAUGAGAAAUGUGCUACUACGUCAGAAGGAGCUCAGUGUUCACUGAAGGUUCUUCGUGUGCUUAAUGAGCGAAGUGGGGAGGAACAAUGUGUAAAUUUGUGGGAUGACUGGUUCUACAGUGUGAUUGAGCCUGGAGACUCCAUAAGAGUUAUUGGAGAAUUUGAUAACCAGGGGAAUUGCAACAUAAAUCAUGACAAAAAUCUUCUCGUAAUUCAACCAAAUCUACUACUUUCAGGAACUCGGGUUGCGGGUAGUUUCAGCUGUCCUAGGCGAGCAGUUUUGGAUGAGAGGUUAAAAUGUGGUGAAUCUUCAACUGCAGCAUUAACUGGCACCUUGCUGCAUCAAAUCUUUCAGGCUGGGCUUCUGAUGGAGAGUCCCACAAUAGAAUCGCUUCAGGAAUUUGCAAAGAUUGUUCUUCAAAAACAUAUCGAAGGCUUGUAUGCAUGUGGAGUACAUGAAAAAGAUAUGCGCGAAACCUUAAAUGAUGCAAUUCCAAGGAUAUGCAAUUGGAUAGGACUCUUUCGGGAUUCACAGAUAUCCAGUGCACCUGCAGUUGAUUUUGGACCCAAUGAUGGACCGAUAAGGAUGAGCAUAUGUGAUGUAGUUGAUAUAGAGGAAAUGGCAUGGGCACCAAAAUAUGGGUUGAAAGGAGUGAUUGAUGCUUCCCUCCGAGUACAAAUUCUCUCAAAUUCCAGAAACACUAAUGAAAAGAUAAUACCCCUGGAGUUUAAAACUGGUAAAGCAACUAGUGGCCAGUCUCUCACAGAACACUCUGCACAACUAAUUCUAUACACUCUUCUCUUGUCCGAGAGAUAUAUGCAGAAGAUUGAUUCUGGUCUUCUAUAUUACCUGUCGACUGAUCAGACAUUGGGAGCAAAUGUUCGGAGAUCAGACUUGAUUGGACUGAUCAUGCGUCGCAAUGAACUAGCACAUAGCAUCAUUAAGGCUUCGAAGGUGCAACAACUGCCACCAAUGCUCCAGAGUCCAAACAUGUGUAGAAAUUGUCGCCACCUCAAUGCUUGUUCCAUUUAUCACAAGGUGCAUGGUGGAAGUGCUGAGAGCAGUGGGUUGGGAGAACUUUUUGAGUCACUUACUGAUCAUUUAACAACCACUCAUAAAGUUUUCUUCAAACAAUGGGAUCGGUUAAUUGACCUAGAAGCUAAAGAGUUGCAGCUUCCCAAAUUUGAGAGAGGGAGAUCAUAUGAUUCAAAGAGUGAAAACUUCUCUAACUGCCUGUCGUCAAUAGUUCUUGAUGCCUCUGAUGAGCUUCAUCUACGAACAUGUACCAAAGAUGAACGCUUUGUUUAUCGCUUUGUGCACAAGGAUAAUCUCAUUUCUAAUAGGAAAGAUAACCAAGAUUCUAAUUCGGCAGAGAAUGACUUACAUUCUAGUCUCCGUAGUGGUGAUCGUGUGAUUUUGAGCACUGAGUCCAACAAUCUUGCUGUUGCAAGUGGUAUUAUCACAGAUAUCAGUCGCUCUUGUGUUUCAGUCUCAUGUUCUAAGCGCUUGCGGCUUCCAAGAAGUACUAUAUCUUCAAUGUCACAGGAUCUUUAUCAGGAGGUCUGGCGGAUAGAGAAGGAUGAAUUUGCUACAUCCUUUGCUACUAUGAGGUUCAAUCUGGUACAGCUUUUUCUGUUAAGUGCACAAAGUGAUCGUUUGAGGAAGCUAAUUGUGGAUCUCGAGGCUCCUAGAUUUGACAGUGGGUCUAUACCUAGCCAAGAUCCUGCUAUAUCCUACAUUUGGUCUGAGAAAAAUUUAAAUGCUGAUCAGCGCAGAGCAAUCAUCAAGAUACUUACAGCAAAAGAUUACGCUCUUAUUCUGGGAAUGCCUGGGACUGGAAAAACAUCCACUAUGGUAUAUGCUGUCAAGGCUUUGUUGAUGAGAGGAUCAUCUAUUUUGCUUACAUCAUACACUAACUCAGCUGUUGAUAAUUUGCUUAUCAAACUCAAAGCUCAGGAAAUAGACUUUUUACGUAUUGGGCGAAGUGAAGCUGUGCACAAAGAAGUUCAAGGGCAUUGUCUGUCAGACAUGGACAUUCACAGUGUGGAUGAAAUCAAAUUGAAGCUGGAUCGAGUCAAAGUUGUUGCAGUUACUUGUCUAGGAAUAACCAGUCCCUUGCUUGUAAAUAAAAAAUUUGAUGUCUGCAUAAUCGAUGAAGCUGGACAGACUAGCUUGCCGGUAUCAUUAGGGCCAUUGAUGUUUUCAUCCAAGUUUGUCCUUGUUGGCGAUCAUUAUCAGUUGCCACCAUUAGUGAAGAGUGCAGAGGCUCGAGAAAAUGGAAUGUCAGUAAGUUUGUUUCGUAGGCUAUCAGAAGGACAUCCUCAAGCAAUAUCAGCAUUGCAAAGUCAGUAUCGUAUGUGUGCAGGUGUCAUGAAACUGUCAAAUGCCCUUAUAUAUGGUGAAAAACUGCGUUGUGGUUCUCUAGAUGUGGAAAAUGCAAAGCUUAAGUUAUCAAAUAAAGGUCCCAUGUCCCCAUGGUUGAAAGAGGUUUUAGAUGCAGACAAACCAGUAAUGUUUAUUAACACAGAUAUUUUACCUGCUUUCGAGACAAAGGAUAAGAAGACUGUAAAUAACCCAAUUGAAGCUUAUCUUGUAGCAGAGAUUACAGAGGCAUUGACUAAUCAUGGAGUUGAAAAGGAGGAAAUUGGGAUCAUUACACCUUACAACUCCCAAGCAACUCUGAUCCGUCAUGCUCUAAAUAUGGAAGCUGUUGAGGUCCACACAAUCGAUAAAUACCAGGGAAGAGAUAAGGAUUGCAUAAUAUUAUCCUUUGUUCGGUCAUCUCGAAAUCCAAGGAACUGCUCAUCAACACUACUCGAUGAUUGGCAUAGAAUCAACGUGGCUUUGACACGUGCUAAGAAGAAGCUAAUAAUGGUGGGUUCGUGCAAAACUCUUUCAACAGUUCCACUUCUAAAGCUUCUCAUUGAGAAAGUUGAAGAACAGUCAGGGAUUUUUUGUAUCACCAGGAAGGAUUUUGAGCCCAAGACAGAGUUGAAGCGAUGCUCUCACAUUAGAUGAGUGUACAUAUUUAAGCACACGUGCAUGUAUCAAUUUUGACAGGUUAUUGAAAUUUCCAAUUUUUUAUAUGAUUUUUGGAAAUCUGUAUAGAGACCCUCCAGUCCCAGAUUUUGUAUCAUAUAAGGAAUUGGGAAGUGGAGCGGUGUUUUGUAACAAAUAAAUUGUGUAUAGUAAUUAGGAAACAACAGUCAAGUUGAAACUAAAUUUUGGAAGUGAAAUAUAAGGAAAUGCAUUUUUUUUUGCUAUGAACUUCCAACUACUACGUAUUAACUUUGUUUGUUUUCCUGAAGUGCCUCUUGAUUUACCAAAGUAAACUUCAUAUAGACAGGAAGAACAAAAUCUGCUGCAACAUAAUCCUUUUUAUCAGGAUCUUAAGCUUCAUGGUGAUGCGAAUCAUAAGAUCAAGAUGUCAGAUUUCAGAAAUGACAGUAGCUUUGCUAAUUUAAAAUCUAAUCAUUCAAUUGUCAUUGUGUUUUACCUCAUUUUAAGAUCCCCCUUUACUCAAAUGGCUCACAUUUUUUGUACAAACAUAACAGCGGUAAACUUCUGAGGUUCUGAGUGUCUGAGUGAUGCUCAACCAGGAGUCCAGGAGUAAUAGUGACUUGGGUUGUUUACAAGUUACUCAUCUUCAAUGUAGUCAUAGUUCAAGCUUGUUUCUUUGAAGGAAUCUGAUAAAACCGGAAAAACACAUGGACUAAACCUCUACUCAGUAAUGACAACUUAAAAAGCCUAUAAAACACAUACAGAGUGGAACGUACUCAACGGAACAUCAUUCAUCGCGUGUUAAAUCUUUUAGCAUUACAUAAACUCAUACAAUCAAUUACUUAUUCCUCAUUGGGAAAUACACUUGUACACUAAGAACAAAUUACCUACUCGUAUUUAAAAAUUGAUUUUACAUACAGAUUGCUGCAAAGUUAGCAUGUCUUCUUCCUCCAACCUAUACAUUCUCCUUGAUUUAAUAAACAUGGGAUGAGAUCCAAGAGAGUGCAGUAAGAUAGUGGAUUCUCCUUGGGAAUAUGCAAAACCAAAAUUCCCUUUUACUACCCACUCUUGGAAUUACAUUUUGAUGCCUUUGGUUGAUUCC